GAGCAUCUCGCUCGGCCCGUUCACCAUCUGCGACACUGGGCUGUCCGUCGCCCCGAAGUUUGAAAUUGGAGUGGAAGUUGCUGGAUGCGGCGCAAGAGUUGGCGUUGGUGACGUGCGCGAUGGGAUCUCCCUGUUUGCCUCUGCCAGCGCCAGCUUUCAGGUUUUUGGGAAGGGCAGCAACUGGAAGAACAUGCUGCAGAACCUUCGCACCAAUGCCCACCACUUGCCGGAUAUUUCUUCGAGCAUGAAGUCACUUAUCGACGAUGCAAUCCACACCACAGAUAAGGUGGUCGGCCCCUCGGGCCAGGAGACAGCAGAGGUGGUCAGACUCCUCAACGAGGAGGCCCCCGAGUCUGCUGGCAUCACUAAGUCGGACCUUCUCAAGGAUCAUUCCAGCUCUUCUGCCAUGGAGGUGAUGAUGAAGGCCAGCAGCGGCAUCGGCAUCAGCGCCAAGGUCUGCCCAGGCUGGAAAGAUGCGGAUGGCUUCCACAACCUAGGCGGCGGGGCCAGUCUUGACAUGGGAGUUGAACUGAGUUUCGACCUCGUGGUUGGAUAUCGACCACGCCCUCCAGGAGGCGGACCUCGGAUGGUCCGCCUCCUGCUUGGCCUCUGCAACUUCUUCUUUCAGAUCACAUUUCCCAUCGGCUGCCGCAACGUGGUAGCCGCUGCCUCGGCGUUUCUUUGGAGCUUCUUCGCCCCGAAGAGCGCUCGCGCAGACGUGGGUGAAGGUGACAGCCUUCCUGCUGGAGCCCGGCAGGAGGACCGCAUCCGCAAAGGCUUGGAUGCAUGGAAGAAGCUCCCGGAAAAGUUGCAAACGGCCGAGGACAAAGACAAGGAGUGGGACGACACCAUCGGCUUCCUGAGGCGCAUCUACGGCCUGAACGAGGACAUGAAAUACCUCACUCGAGGAUUCCGUGGAGACAAAAAGACGAACGCCGAAGCACUGAUUGAGAAGUUCAGGAAGCAAGUGAAGGCAUCGGACAAGCCGGUGAAGGCAAAGGACUUCGACAAGGUCAUGGAGUUCCACAAGGAGAUCACAGGAUACCUCGAAGAGUUUCAAACCUACCUGCUGGAUGCCACAGAG
This is a messenger RNA of Symbiodinium necroappetens, 1084 nucleotides long. The record is from the annotation of a GenBank genome assembly. Lineage: Eukaryota; Dinophyceae; Suessiales; Symbiodiniaceae.